Molecule: messenger RNA, 519 nt
Organism: Trichomonas vaginalis G3
Lineage: Eukaryota; Parabasalia; Trichomonadida; Trichomonadidae
Exons: 1
Coding region: 1-519 (172 amino acids)
Source: RefSeq, a predicted model, not a curated record
AUGUCAUAUGACGACAAAUAUAGACACUUCUCCAUGGCAAAGAUGAGACAAGUUUUAAAUAUUUACAAUAGCCGUAAACAAAAAGGUUUGGGAAACCACUCCCCCGAAGAAAUGAAAAACAACCCCGACUUAGAGAAAGACUAUAUAUUUAAUAGUUUAGUCAAAAGAGACAAACAAGAAAGAAUGCCAGGCUUCAAACUUAAGAAAGGUGACAAAGUAAAAAUAGAAAUACCUAAACGCGACCCAUAUGAAAAUACUAUUGACUAUGACAACAAUGGGAACUCGACAGGUACUCACAUUCGUGUUCGUAAAAAUAGAAGAAAGUAUACAAGAGAAUAUUAUGAAGUUUUAGGCAAACAUGGCAAAAUGUACAGACUGCAAGCAGAAGAUAAAACUACUAUUGUCAGACCUCGUUUCAAACUUGUCAAAGUUCAAGGUGGUAUACUUUCAAAGACAGUUCCUAACAAAUAUAAGACAACUCCUGACGAAUAUGCUAAAGAAGUUGAAAAUGACGACUAA